AUGGCACAAGCACAGCUCAAAUCAACCGCGCUUUUAACGCUACCUCCUGAGAUCCAAACGAAGAUCUUCUCCAAUCUUACGGUAUCUUUUGGCACCUCAAAUCUGCAAGGAGUUCUGAGAACCUGCAAGCAGCUAUACGAAGUCGCGCUGCCCUUAUCCGUGAGCAUCUUCCGAAACACGGUCCGGCACCCGAGAGGCCAAGGACCAUGCUCACGGGUGCGCAACGCACAAUUCCUGCGAUAUAUUCUGGUUUCCAAGCCCUGGCUUGCUGCGCAUGUCAAAACCGUCAUUUUGGGCCGAGUUUCGGAAGAUGGAGAGGACGCGGAUGGCAAAAAUCUGCCGCAGGACGUUACGGAAUCGGAACUUUCCGUUUAUCACCAACAUAUCAGAUUUAUCUUGGGUCAAUUGCCCUCCGAGUUUAACGACCGGUGGUGUUCUAGAUGGGUUGAAGACCUCAGAAGAGGUGCUUCGUCUGACGCUCAGGCCGCCUUGAUAUUACUUACCUGCCCCAAUAUCCAAAGACUACUCUUCGAGAAACCGUCAACCUCAUGCCACUUCAUCCGUUUACUACAAUUGGUACACAAUCUUCGGGACAUCCAUGAAUCAAUAUACUCUCCUGGCUCUGUCUGGACUGUCUCUCCCAGGAUGGUCAUUCCCCUCUCGAAUGUCCAAGACGUUUUCCAUGAGACAAUUGAUUGGAAGGGCGGUUACACAACCUUCUCUGUUGAAGGACCAUCAAUAUUCAGAUUCCCCCAAAUAAAGUCUUAUGAAUGUAUUUUGGCAUAUGGACACCAAGCGGCUGCUGAUAACUUCAGAGCUCUACCACCCAGGUCUUCCUCUAUUGAGAAGAUAACGCUGCGGAGUUGCCAUUGUUCGGCAAUGAUGCUCAAGAGCAUGCUAGGCGCCUGCAAAGCCCUCAAGAAGCUUGAAAUAUCUCACUUCCAGAUUCAUUCUGAGGACGCUUCUGUCAAGUUUAUGAUGCCGCGGGAUAUUCUUGAUGCUAUCCUGCCUCAUGCCGACACGAUUCAACAUCUCUACCUCAGUUUAGAAGAAGAAUUUGACAAACAGUGGAGCUGGAAAGCCUGUCCGGAGAGGCUGUACAUGGGAACAGGACUUCGUCAGAUGCACAAGCUGAAAAGGCUCACUUUGGGUAUGCAAGCUCUUGCUGGAAUGCUUCCAUCUCAACCAGAAAGUCGCAGUGAUGAUUCCUACGAUUGUCCAAUGCCACUGGAGAUCGAAGGAUCGGCACGAAUCAUCGAUUGUCUUCCUGAAGGUCUAGAGUAUCUCAAAAUCUCCGAAUGUGGAAUCAUGAUCCUGGAACAGGUGGCCGAGUUGCUCAACAUUAUCGAACAGGGAUAUCGCUUCAAAAGGCUCGCUUACAUUGGUUUGCUGUUUAGUGGCUGGCUAAUGCAGGAGGCUGAUGACCUAAAUGCCUUUGAAGCGCUGCGCUGCAAUGGUACCAAGGUGCGGUUGGAGAUGGGCAUCCAGAGCCAUAAUGCAUUCUAUCACGAUUUAGGCGAAGGCAUCCCAGAAGUUCUCAAAACAACCCGCUUUUUGCAUGAAGGAGAUGCCGAAGAGCUUGCGGAUAGGGAAGGAUACCGUAACACGAUGUCUCGAAUUUACGCCCCGCAUUGUCGACAGUUCAAUCUAAGAUCACGAGGUGCCUCUGACUAUCAGGCUGUCUGGUGUACAUGGAGAGAUGACCCUGAUACGUUUGUCGAGUAA
Molecule: messenger RNA, 1725 nt
Organism: Clonostachys rhizophaga
Lineage: Eukaryota; Fungi; Ascomycota; Sordariomycetes; Hypocreales; Bionectriaceae
Source: the annotation of a GenBank genome assembly